This is a messenger RNA of Musa acuminata AAA Group (dessert banana), 1264 nucleotides long. RefSeq names its product protein MICROTUBULE BINDING PROTEIN 2C-like. Gene Ontology annotation, molecular function: microtubule binding. The record is from RefSeq and is a predicted model, not a curated record. The coding region runs from base 82 to 1104 and encodes 340 amino acids. NCBI's taxonomy places the organism in Eukaryota, Viridiplantae, Streptophyta, Magnoliopsida, Zingiberales, Musaceae. The transcript is spliced from 5 exons. Gene Ontology annotation, biological process: plasmodesmata-mediated intercellular transport.
UUUUGUGUCACCAUGAAGAGAAAAAGCUCUCUCUCUCUCUCUCUCUCUCUCUGACUGAUACACGCACCUCUGUGUACGGCGAUGGCGUCGGUCGGAGCUGCUCGGAAGGCGGAGAAGCGGCCGCAGAUGCACGCGAACUCCUCCUCGUCUUCGCCGCCACUUCAUCCUCCUUCUCAGUGCUCGUCCUUCGAGAAUGCCUCUGGGGGAGAAGGCAGCAAUGUCGACCGGGUCCUCUACAAGAACCUCGUCGACAUGGUUCCGCUCGUCGAGUCGCUCAUGGAUCGUAGGCCGAAUCCCUCGUUUAAGCGGCGGGCGUCGUUGGUGUACACCCCCACUCCUUCCCACCCGAGAAAGGUUGUUGACCACAAUGGAAGGAUAACAGCUCAAACUUGUUCCUUUAAGAAACGAAGUGAUCAUGGAAACAAUGGCCCAAAUAAAGAAUCAGAUAAACUAGAUGGUGCCUCUGGAUUCUUCUCAUCAAGUGCCCUGACAGCUGAAGAUGUCCAGAAGAAUGUGGAAGAGCUGAAGUUGUUGCAGGAACAAUUGGAUGACCUCCACAAAAAGCUGCUGGAAAAAGAUGAAGCUUUAAAAUCUUUAAAAGACUCAUUGAACGAGAUGAAUGUAGCUAAUGCUACAGUCAAUGAGUUGAAGGAGCAACUUAUGGAGAAGGAUUCUUUGAUUACAAAUGCAAAUUUGCAACUGACUAAUACAAAGAAUAGGCUUGAUGAAAGGCAAGCAGCUUUGGAGAAAUUAGAGAUGGAAGUCACAGAGUCGAACAAAAAAGUUGAGGAACUUCAGGGAAUUCUAGACUCUACAAGUUUUGAGAUUGCUGCAUUUACCAAGUUAUUUGAUGAAUUAUCAAAUACAUGCCCAGAUGCAUGUUUGGACGACAACAAUACUUCUCAACCCAUGGAUAUGUUUCCAUAUAUAGUGUGCUUUGAACAGGAUGACAUUGAUGAGAAUGGCAUGCAGAAGAUGGAAGAGGCAAGAAUUGCCUAUGUUGCAGCUGUUGCUACCGCAAAAGAGAACCCCAGUGAAGAGUCCAUAGCCGCCGCAGCGGAGGCAAGGGUCCACCUUCAAGCUUAUCUGCUCAACUGCCACUAGGAACUUCACUGCUACAUUUGUCAAUAUGUAACUUAAAAGUUGUGUGUUGAUGGAAAUAUGGAAUCUGUAUGAACAUUUUUACACUUGUUCAUUUUGCUGUCUACAAAUUGCUUCUCAAUGAAUGUUUAUGAUGAAGCUCUGCUUAGGCCUCUUAAGGAAA